This is a messenger RNA of Selaginella moellendorffii, 2466 nucleotides long. RefSeq lists its product as uncharacterized. The coding region runs from base 261 to 2288 and encodes 675 amino acids. Lineage: Eukaryota; Viridiplantae; Streptophyta; Lycopodiopsida; Selaginellales; Selaginellaceae. The transcript is spliced from 4 exons. The record is from RefSeq and is a predicted model, not a curated record.
AGUUAGGUGCUAGGGAAGAACAAGGCAGUGGGUGCGCCAUUGCGAUCCUUCGCGUAGAGCGCGCAUGGCGCUAGCAGCUUUCUAGGGUUCAUCCAGAUCGAUUGCAUUGCGGUCGGGAAAAUGCUGGAUCUGUGACCCCAGAUCCGUCGUGUCGGGCGCUUGCCGGUGCGGGAUCUCUUGGAUUUCUGCAGAGAUCCGGUGGAGAAAUGUCCGUUGCGGACGAGCAUUGCUAGCUGUCGCCACAAGCAAGGAUCGCGACCAUGCAGCGCCAAUUGGUUUGCUUGUUGGUGGUGGGAAUUGCCGGGUUUAUCGUCGCUAGCGUGGAGAAUUUACAGGAUGUUGGAUUUGAUGAUCAGCUUUCACGCCUCGGCGAGCUUGAGCAGGGCAAUGGAUUGCGGAAAUUGCUGCAAGAGAAGCCGAAAGCCAAGACAAAGUCCGGAGGCAAAGCUGGUGAUGGGCUUCCAGCAAAAGCUAAAGGAAGCGGUGCUGGGGAGAAGAAAUCCAAGGCAGGAAGCGGUGAUGGAAAUCACGUCGAGGAAAAGAAAGUCCCCGCGGUUAAUGACGCGAUUCAGGGUGGAAAGUUGGAGGGGUCUGAGCUAAAACCAGCUGCGAAGAAGCCAGGGAAAACGAAAAAGAAAAUUCUGGAGGACGAGGACGAUGAAGAUAUCCGGUUUAUGGAAGAGGAGAAGCUCCAGAGCGUUGUGAAACAAGGUGGCAAGAAAGAACAAGGUGCUAAAGUGGAUGGUGGCGAAGAUGUGAAAGAAGAUGGCCAAGGCGAAGUUUUCAAAGUGGAGGACGAAGAACGGACUGACGCCAAGCCGGACAGCACAGUGUCUUCGAAGACGAAGGUGAAAAAGGGGAAGUCCAAGAAAGCUGGAGCGAAGAAGGCAAACGUAGACGUUGUUUUGGGCGACUCCGAGAAUGUUGCCGGGGACGAGAAAGUAAGUGUAGCAGUUGAAGACGACGACGUCGCUGAACAGAAGAGCGUCGAGGAAGAGAAGAAGGAAACAAAGCGGAAGAAAAGCAACAAGAAGGCACCUGAGGUCGAUGACACGGAGGAAACUUCCGACAGUGCGGAUGCGGAUCAGAAGAAAGGAGUGGAAGUCGAAGUCAUUCCUGACGAAUUGGACGACGUCAAGGUACUGGAGGAGGAAAUCCCGAAGAAGGAAGUAAAGAAGGAAAUCCCGAAGAAAACCGAGAAGAAGGAUCAAGUCCUUGCUGAGAAACAGGAGGAGGAGCAGAACAGCAAGCCUCCUACGAAGAUCAGCAAGAAAGAAAAGGAGAUGCCAAAGACCAAGCCAAAGACCACCAAGGAAAAGCCAAAGCUAGACAAGUCCAGUCCCACGAAGGCAAAGAAGAAUAGCGGCGAGUCCACGAAGAAGAGCACAGAAGUGAAGAAGAAGGAGGAAGUGACGAAGGACGAGAAGCUGGAAGUGCCAAAGACAACGACGACGACGACGACGACGGUAGUAAACUUUCCAGAGGAAGACUUGCACACCGACGCUUUCGACUUCCAGGACGAGUUGCCGGACGAGGAGGACAUCGACUUGCUCUCGCAAAUCUCCGACCUCCCGACGAAGAUCCAGCAGACUGCAGGCAACGUCGCGGACACUCUCCGCCCCAGCUUGUCCAAGCUCUCCGAGACGUCCAAGACGUACUUCUCCCAGGCCAACCAGCAGAUGACCGAGAGCUUCACUCCGAUCAUGGGCCACCAAGCGGCACCGGUGGUGGCCUCCCUCAUCUCCUACGCGUUCUUACUCGCUCCUCUCAUCGUGGUGAUCUACAUGCUCGAGCGCAUCCGUGCCACUCUCUCGCUCGCCAAAGUUCUCUUCUUCGUCAACCUCUACCUGGGAGCCUACUUCCUCACGCUGGUGCUCGCGACUUUCGCCCUCCAGAGCGAGCCCAUGGCCUUCUUCUUCCGGCACUCGCGCUCUAGCUGCGUCUUCCUCCAGCUCCUCCAGGCGCUCGGCUACAUGCUCUACCUCUUGCUCUACACCGUGGCGAUCAUGAAGUCCUUCUCCUACGGCGGGGUCUUGGAGAGGAUGACCACGGUGUUCCAGUGGGUGAUCGUGGCGCUGUUCGGCCUCCAUUACUACGUGACCGUGUUCCAUCGAGCCAUGGCCAUGAAGGUCCCUCGGACGACUUGGAAGGUCUAUCUGGUAUACACGGCAGCGUUUUCGGUGCUGGCUCUCUUUGCCAGAGCCAAGAUCGAGCCGAUCAAGAAGGAGUACUACUACACGCCGGUAGACGAUUCCGAGGAGGCUAGUCCCAUUGACAAGAGGAGCUAAGCAAGCGAAAGAGUUUUAGAUGAAUAAGAAGAGAUAAGAGAUGCGUAACGUAAUGUUAAUACACGAGAAUUUGAAGUGAAGCUCCCCCACUCCAUCAGUGAUAAGUUUUGCGUGUUUGCAUUUUCUAGCUGCCAGGUUAUUUAUCUAUCAGAUGGAACUUAACUUUGCUUUGACUCUA